AUGUCUUUGCCGUUUGGUUUAAAAGCACCUUCUAAAGGUACACUCAUAUUCAGCGGUGUAGCAGGUGCUAUUAGUGGCCUUAUCUACACUAGUAACAAACACGCUGAAGAGUCAAGAAAGAGACUUACUCAACGAGUAUCUUUUCUUGCAGAAAGACCUUGUGGUAUCCAUGAAACACCUCGAAAAGUACUUGUUUAUAUCUCAGCACCCCCUGGAGAUAGUCUUGAAAAAAGUAGAAAUUGGUUUCGUGAAUAUGUUAAACCUGUACUUGUUGCAGGAGCAGUAGACUAUGAAGUCAAAGAAGCCAAAUCUGCUGGACAAAUUGAAAGUUCUGUUAUGAAAGAUAUCAUUCAAUUUCGUCGUCAAGCAUUAGAGGAGGCCGAGAAAUCAACAACAGCAGAGGAUUUGGAUAGAUCAGUGAUGGAUAAUGCACCCAAGAUCAACAGCCGUAAACCUUUUCCAUCUCCUGUACUGAAAAAGCCUUCUUCAUCGACAGAAGAUGCCAACAAGGACGAAUAUGAUGGCAUUUUAGCUAUUGGAAGAAAUGCUUACCGUGAAGUGUUGAAUGGAUUAUCCAAGGGCUGUGAUGCUGAUCCUUUUACCAUUGAAGAAACCAAGACAGAAGAAGUCAAGCCUGAUGAAAGCAAUAAGAGUGACGAAAACAAAUCUGAAGAAAGUAAAUUUGAUGAAGAAAUUAAAUUAGAACAAGAUAAAUUUGAAGAAAAUACACUACAAACAAAUGAUGUGGAUCACUUUUCGCUACCAUCUAAAUUUUCACCUGUUAUGUACAUUCCACACGUAAACAUUAUUGGCUGGUCAAAUAUUCCUUAUAGAUUAUAUAUGUGGUAUGCAGACUAUAAAAGAAUUGAUGACAUUGGCAACUAUGUAGUUGCUGUUGUCUUGAAUCAAACUCGCCCAGUGGAAAAGCAGGAUGCUGAUAAGGGUCAACAUGAAAAGAAGUACUGGAUUGGUGACGAAGAAGUAGAAGAACUGGCAAAGAAUGAUCCACCUAUUGAAAUUGAUGAAAGGAUCAUUGAUAAGCUUACUACCUAUAUCACUGAAUAA
This is a messenger RNA of Gilbertella persicaria, 1065 nucleotides long. RefSeq names its product mitochondrial import inner membrane translocase subunit Tim54. The transcript has 3 exons. The record is from RefSeq and is a predicted model, not a curated record. The coding region runs from base 1 to 1065 and encodes 354 amino acids. Lineage: Eukaryota; Fungi; Mucoromycota; Mucoromycetes; Mucorales; Choanephoraceae.